Cuscuta campestris is the source of this 1486-nucleotide messenger RNA. The record is from the annotation of a GenBank genome assembly. Lineage: Eukaryota; Viridiplantae; Streptophyta; Magnoliopsida; Solanales; Convolvulaceae.
AUACGUAAUAUAUGGACCUCUUUGGGCCACGAUAUAAUUAGGCAUCCGUAUGAAUGUGAGAGAAAAUUACGUGAGAGAAAGGCCCACAUAGUCCCCAUCCAAUUCUUUCUCAAUAUUUGCACCGUACAAUUCUACCAAUUUAUUUGUGGCUUUUUCUUUUAUUUUUGGACAUUUGAAAUUGGAAUAUGAGAGAAGGACCAAGGUGGGCCACUGGUUCACAGGGGUCCCUUGAACCGCCCCAUGUUCAAGUGGACGAGCUUGGGCUCCAAUGCCGCCCACAAUCUUCUUGGCACUUUUCCCCCUCCUCUGGCAGUGGAGGGGAUGACAUCACUUUUCAGCUCCGUCCACCAACUGCUCAGAACUUUGUAAAAUCCGCAGCAAAGAGCAUCUUUGGACCACCCCUUGGCCACAGCGCCUCUCUCCGUGGGUCGGAUAUCCAGCGGUCCUUCAUGGAGGCCGAGGAGCUUAUCUGGUCCUCUAGUUUUUGGUGGGCCACUGUCCGCCCACCAGUCCAUCCCACUGCCAAUCCUGGUCCCACAUAUGAGGCCGAGUCUUCAUCUUCACAAGCUCACCACAAGUGGGUCCAAAACUCCACCCCUUCCCAAGGCUUAGAAGAGUCCGCUAGCCAAGUCAUGGGGUUCGUCGGAGACGAGCCUCCCACUGGACAGGAUACGGCCUCUGCUGAUCUGCCUUACCCUUAUGCACGGGAGGCCCAUCUCUUCAUAGGGUACACGGCCUCGGACGGACGGGACUUCCAAUGCCGUCUCUUCGAGAUGGAUCAGUUCCGGAAGGACCAUCCGGAUGUGGCCGAAAGUCUGACUUGGCCUUUCAUGCUGGAGGAGUACACUCGCAUGUCCGAGUACGUCACUACCUCCGCCACCCUGCACAAUGCCCUCCGCCUCUUGGAUUGCAAUGCCGCUUUGUCCUGGGAGUUGGGCAAUUUCUGGUCCCGGUAUUCGAUUUGUGUUGAGCGCCCAGAGUACGAUCGGGUCUUGUCCGAGAAUGACCGGGUCUCUUCCGAGAACGAGCGCCUUACGACCAAAAACAAGCAGCUAUUACUAAGGCGAGCCAUGGAUGUGGAGGAGAUGAAGACGGUGAGGAAGGUUGCGGUCCAGUAGUGGUUGGAGCGCGAACGGUUGAUCCGAGAAGAGGCUGAACUCCAUCGACGGCAAGCAGAAGAGGAGCUGGAGCAAAGAUGGCAGAGGAGGCGGUAAGGAAGGCGGCGAAAGAGGCCGAGCAGAUAUGGCGCCUUCAUUCCGAGGAGGUGGAGCGUCAACUCCCCCAUCAAGUGGAAGAGCUUAACUUAGCUCUUACCGAGGAUAGACGUUCUGCCCGUAGCUCGCUUGAGGAGGCUCGCCGUUACCUUGAGACCAAGCGCCUUACUUAUGAGGGGCAUAUGGCUCGAAUGGAGGCAGAGCGCAUCUCAGAUUGGCCAAGGUUUUUAUCGUGGCGGGCUAUCAGUUCAAAAUGAAUUCUAUACUGGAAU